CCCGGAGCUGGGCCGAGGGCGGGCGGUAGAAAGAGAGGGCGGCGGGAGCAGCGGCAGUGCGCGGCGAGCAGCGCGCAGAGGGCCGGGCCCCGCCGGUGGGAGCUGAGCAUGGCUUUGGAUUUCCUCGCGGGAUGCGUUGGCGGUGCUGCCGGAGUGCUGGUGGGACACCCCUUCGACACCGUUAAGGUUCGUCUACAAGUUCAAAAUGUAGAGAAGCCUCUCUACCGUGGGACCUUCCAUUGCUUUCAGUCCAUCAUAAAGCAAGAAUCCGCUUUUGGACUCUAUAAAGGCAUUGGGUCACCAAUGAUGGGACUUACCUUCAUUAAUGCAGUCGUGUUCGGUGUGCAGGGAAACACGCUGCGUGCCCUUGGCAAAGACACUCCUCUGAACCAGUUCCUUGCAGGCUCGGCCGCUGGGGCCAUUCAGUGCAUCAUCUGCUGCCCCAUGGAGCUGGCGAAGACAAGGAUGCAGCUUCAGGGAACAGGUGAAUACAAACAAAAAACGAAGAACUACAAAAAUUCUCUGGAUUGUUUGAUCAAAAUCUACCGAAAGGAAGGGCUGAGGGGAAUCAACAGAGGCAUGGUCUCUACAAUCAUAAGGGAGACUCCGAGCUUUGGCUUUUACUUCCUGACCUAUGACUGCAUGACCAGAUACUUGGGCUGUGAAGCUGAAGACAGUUACGUUAUUCCCAAACUGCUGUUUUCUGGGGGGAUGUCAGGGAUCGUGUCCUGGCUCUCCACCUACCCCGUGGAUGUGAUCAAGUCCCGGCUGCAGGCGGACGGUGUCGGGGGCGUAACGCAGUACAAGGGCAUCCUGGACUGCGUCAGGAAGAGCUACCACGAGGAAGGCUGGAGGGUGUUCACGAGAGGCCUCACUUCUACGCUUCUCCGAGCUUUUCCUGUCAACGCAGCUACUUUUGCUACUGUCACUGUGUUCCUAAUGUACAUGAGGUCAGAAAAUGACCUUCGUGAAUGUGACCCAGGCCCGGUAAUCCAGCAGCCUUCUAGUCUGUGAGCAGCGUGUGCUGCUACCCUCGACCUGAAGCCCCGCUGUCUUCUCAGUGUAAACAGCUGAUCUGCACAAGUGGUGUAAACGUACGCUACCUGUAUAAAGAACUCCUAAAUGCAUCAAAUUAGGAUUUUAUCUCAUUACUUGUAUCAAUAGCACAUGACUUUAUGAAGGACUUAAUAACCAGUAGUAUUUAAGUAAGAUGGGGACCUGCCUUUAGAAAGCACUGUACUGCUGGGGCUCCAGAAGAGGAUCUGGAGAAUGUCUGAGUACCAGAAAUCAGGUUUUAACCCGUGUUCUGAAUGAGCUGAAUUGAAUGCAGAAGUGUGUUCAGAAAAGAAAUGCUUUUUGUAUGUAGCAGGAGCACAUAUAGUCCUCCAAGGUGAAGCAGGGAGAGGGGUAGCAUCUUGCAGGUAACCCUGAACUGUUAAAGAAUGGACUAAAGUUCAGCUGGCCCCAUGUUUUACUUUCCCUCUUCUUCUAAGUGUCAGUGGUUUUAGUAGCAUCGUUGUUCACACUGGUUUGCUAAAAUAAAUGAUUUGUUUCCAAGCUACUCCCUCACCUUUCAGAUUUGAAUAAAUAUCUCAAGCACAAAGUUAGCAUCUGCACUUAGAUUCACUUCUUUAAAUUUCAAGGCUAGUAAGGAUUAAGGGAAAGUCAAAGCUAGCAAGACUGAUGUUGUCUGCCUUCACCUCUACUUCUUGUUUGGCAGGUGUACACACAGGUCUACACACUCUACAUACAGAGUGUGUAGAGUGGUUUCAGACCACGUAAGCUUUGUUCUCUGAGUUAAUGCAACUUUGUGCCACUUCUCCCAAGGGGCAGCCAGUGAUGUACAGAAGUCCUACCUGUGUUAUUGCACAAAACGUUAGUGGGUGUAGUGUUAGCUUAGCAGCUUGAAGUACCGUGGAAAUACGCACAUCUUUAGAUUGGGAAGUUUUAUACCUUCCCAGAAAACAAGGGGUGCAAGUGUAAUGGUUCGCGUUGAAUGCACUUGCACUGAGAAUUUAAACAAUACUGAUUUCUAUGUAUUUAGUUACAGUGCUACUGAAAAGACUAAAAAGGGUUCUGAAGAAUGUUCUUGUUACAUGAAUCUGCUGUGUUUUAUUUUUUUUUAGCAGUCUGUUCAAGAGGGAUUGCUUUAGUCAGAGCUUUAAAAUGCAAUUUAACAUUUGGAGUAAGAACCACACGUAUCGGGCACAAAUAGCCAGGAGAAAGAAAGGAGUGCAUGCUUGUUGGUGAAUGUUCUAAAACAUAUCAAGCUACUUCAGUAAAUUUGUUACAUUUUCAGUUGGGACAAGUGCAAUAUGUGUUUAAUUUAUAUGGAUUUUUCUAAAGAAACCUUAUUUCAUAGCAUUUUGCACUGUAACAACAUAUACUGGAGAAACCUGUUAAACUGGUAUGUGUUUUUAUACCUUGAAGGUAUGUUGGAUGUUUUAGUGCCUACUUGCACUGAGAUUCAAAUUGAAUGUUAAAUCUGUCUACUAAGCUGCACAUGCACAACUCACAGCAAAGACCAUUUACACCUUUGUACAGUAGUCUGUAAUUAUUGUAUAUAAAACUGAGGGAAUAAAUUUUUUUAAAGAUA
Messenger RNA from Numida meleagris (helmeted guineafowl), 2596 nucleotides. RefSeq names its product solute carrier family 25 member 29 (gene SLC25A29). The transcript is spliced from 4 exons. The record is from RefSeq and is a predicted model, not a curated record. Gene Ontology annotation, cellular component: mitochondrion. Gene Ontology annotation, biological process: mitochondrial L-ornithine transmembrane transport. Gene Ontology annotation, molecular function: high-affinity L-arginine transmembrane transporter activity. Lineage: Eukaryota; Metazoa; Chordata; Aves; Galliformes; Numididae. The coding region runs from base 109 to 1014 and encodes 301 amino acids.